AUGUCAAUUUCGGUAAUGUUCUAUUUUGUUUUUUAAUUUUCACUCUGAAGAGUACGGCUGGCUAUCACAUGCUUUUAAAAAGUUUACGGAAAAGUAUUACUAGUACAACGUGGAUACGCCAUAGAGCAUGUGUUUGAUAGUUUUUUAUAAGUCAUCUGCGCGUAUUUUUAUAUGGACUACUUUCACGCCCUGAUAUGAAUUAUCUUAUCUGUUAUCCCACGACGUUUUGCGUCCAAGUCGUUAGAUAUGUCUGCCUGCGUCCGAAUUGCAUGACGUGAAUUUGCAUAGAAGACAAAGCAAUUGCAGAGGGCUUAAGUUAAACUCUCUUAACCUUAAAAUUUAAUGUGAAACUGCACUGCCGACUGUGGAAACAAAUAGCAAGGUAUAAUGCAAUUGCGCUGACAUGUGUGUUUUUUUACCGCGCAGUAUGAGUUGAAAAUAAGGCUUCUUCUGGUUUGUAAGAAGUUUUUUUAAUUUGCUGUAUCGCCAGUGUCCCCUGCCAGCACCAGCCCCCUCUGGCCUCCUCAUAGCCCCGCCUCAUUAGGGGGCCGAUGGCGAUCGCCAUCUCGGGAAAUGUGAGGAAGAAAUACAUACUAUGCUGUUUGCGGAGCAAUAUACGGUGAAAAUUUCGCAACAUCUAAAGACACUUAUCUAUGAUGGUAACAAAGGCAUUAGAAAGUAAGGCAAUAAUUUGGACUGUGGAACCUGAGUGUGAAAUUCAGAAUCGCUUGUUUGCAUUCGUUUCGGAGUCGAUUCUGCAUCCAUUUAUACCAUUGAAAGCCUUUUGCUUCCGAAACGUGCGUCCUGUAACCCCUUUCUUCUUUUGGCAGAAGUUAGCAUCCUCUCUUAAUUUUUGCUCUUGACCGCAUAUUUUGCGUCAAUUAAAUAAAUAGAUUUUUGAGGAAACAGACGAUACAGACCACGUAAGGUGUGGCUAGAAAAUGUCAUAUUUCAAAGUGGUGAAAUGGUCGUGGUCGUAUCUACGUUAUAGCGUAACACGAUCAAAGUGAUUUAUAUGCACAAAUGUACCAGCGAUGGGUGCCAGUGGGCGAAAAAUGCUUACUAGUUAGGUCUUUUUGAGGUACAUAGCUUUUAAAAAUUUUCCUUGAACUUCAUUCCAUGUUCUUCUUGUGAUCAUGUUUCUUUCCUUAAUGGCUUAGUCAUUUAUCAAGCACUUUUGGCCUUUGCGAUUAUUUCAUUCUGUACCAUGUUCAUAUAAACUUUCGUAUCUUGCAGAUUAAGAGAAUUGUUGAUCCAUUUCUUAGAAUACCCGCCUAAUAUAUUACAGAGGUUCUUACUUAAUGACAGAAAUAACGUAUCGAAGUAGAUUGGUCUUUAUUUCCUUUAAAGAGGACCUGUAUUUCUAUACGUAUCUUUAAUUUCUAUAGACCGACGAAUUUCAACAGACCCUGCGACAGCUUCCAGGCCUUCCCGAAGUGCGAUUGUUUGUGAAGGCUGCGUUCUACAAUCGGGAUCAACCUGCUGCUGAUGUUCUUGGCCAGCAAUGGCUCAUGGUGUUUCAUUUCAUGUCGGAGCAAAAUCUUAUCAAGCUAGAACUUGUGCCAGUGAGUUUCGAUAAUGAGCCCGAGGAUUACAAAUACCUGCACGCUUCAAGACGCCUUCCGGCUGUACUUCUUCCCGACUUCCAACUAGCUGCUUCAACGACCGACGAAUUAGAAUCUCUUUUGCGCAAGUUUCAACACCCCGACAUGAAACUUCCCUUUGAAUCGGAGGACGUGGCGACUGCUGAGCUUGCCUUUCUUGAUAUUUACAAGAGCAUGUUCAAUUUUGCCCGCAACGGCAUGGAACGACCUUUGCUGAAUGCUCUCCAACGUCUGGAGGACUACUUACAAAAACGGAACACUCGCUUUCUUUUGGGCGACACGCUCUCAUUUGCGGACUGUG
Spirometra erinaceieuropaei is the source of this 1905-nucleotide messenger RNA. NCBI's taxonomy places the organism in Eukaryota, Metazoa, Platyhelminthes, Cestoda, Diphyllobothriidea, Diphyllobothriidae. The record is from the annotation of a GenBank genome assembly.